GUAUAUUUGGUACCCGGAGGAAGUAAUACAUGCGGCAAAAUGGCUGCUAAGUGAAUAAGGAAAAGAACAUCCACCAAAAUUAAUGCUUGAAAAGAUUUUCUAUUAUUCAGUAUCGUUCUGAUCCACAUAUCUGUACUUAUGGCAAACACGCUGGAUUUCAGGACCCAUGCCGACCAGUCAUGCAGAUAUUCAGAAGAAUUUGUCAACAUUUAUUAUGACUGCAUGGAUAAGAAAAGGAGGAACUUGACCCGGCUCUACCUGGACAAGGCGACCUUGGUGUGGAAUGGGAAUGCAGUGUCAGGACAGGAUGCCCUGGGCGAGUUUUUUGAGUCGCUGCCUUCCAGCGAGUUCCAAGUUCACACGCUGGAUUGUCAGCCAGUUCACGAACAAGCAACCCAAGGGCAGACUACACUGCUCGUGGUGACUGGUGGGACAGUUAAGUUUGAAGGGAACAAACAGCGUUUCUUCAACCAGAACUUUCUUUUAACAGCUCAGGCUUCACCCAACAAUGACCAGCCUGUUUGGAAGAUUGCUAGUGACUGUUUCCGAUUCCAAGACUGGAAUAGCUGAGGCUUACGCCAUCCCUGCUUUCCCCUCUAAAAAUGUAUGGACACAUGUAUGAAAAUCAAGCUGCCGUUUGUUUAUUUCUGUUUUUGUAAUAAAAAUCAAAAUGUCAUGCAA
Molecule: messenger RNA, 681 nt
Organism: Siniperca chuatsi (mandarin fish)
Lineage: Eukaryota; Metazoa; Chordata; Actinopteri; Centrarchiformes; Sinipercidae
Gene: nxt2
Product: nuclear transport factor 2-like export factor 2
Exons: 4
Coding region: 139-570 (143 amino acids)
Biological process (GO): protein import into nucleus
Cellular component (GO): nuclear pore central transport channel
Source: RefSeq, a predicted model, not a curated record